UCAAACACAAUUAUGGAACUUCAAAGACAGAAUUUAAAGACAACAUCGCCAUUAUCUUUAGGACGGUUUCACAUUUCUGAAGAUUAUGGCUUUCUUCUUCCAAAUCCUCUGAAAGAACUUCCAGAUCAUUACAGGCCUUGGAUGGAAACUGCCAACAAACUUCCUGAGUUGAUUGAGAGUCACCAGCUUCGAGCUCAAGUGAGCGAGAUGCCCCUCCUAAACUGCCAGUUUCUCAAGGGCUACAGGGAACGGCGCCUAGCUCACUUGGUCCUGAGCUUCAUCACCAUGGGAUAUGUCUGGCAGGAGGGAGAGGCACAGCCUGCAGAGGUUCUGCCAAGAAACCUUGCCCUUCCCUUUGUGGAAGUCUCCAGGGACUUGGGGCUCCCUCCCAUCCUGGUCCAUGCAGAUUUGGUGCUAACAAAUUGGACUACAAGGAAUUCUGAAAGGCCCCUGGACAUCAGGAACUUGGACACCAUUUUCUCUUUCCCUGGGGGAGAAAGCCUGCGUGGUUUUGUACUGGUGACUGUUUUGGUAGAGAAAGCAGCAGUACCUGGGAUUAAGGCACUUGUUCAAGCAGCGAAUGCCAUGCUGCAGCCCAGCCAGGACUCCCUGCUGCAAGCCCUGCAGCGGCUGAGACUCUCCAUUCAGGACAUCACCAGAACCUUAGGACAAAUGCACGAUAAUGUAGAUCCAGACAUAUUUUAUGCAGUCAUCCGGAUCUUUCUCUCUGGAUGGAAAGAUAACCCAGCAAUGCCUGUGGGAUUGAUAUAUGAAGGAGUCUCCACAGAGCCCCUGAAAUACUCCGGAGGGAGUGCAGCUCAGAGCACAGUGCUUCAUGCCUUUGAUGAGUUCUUGGGCAUUCGCCAUAGCAAGGAAAGUGGUGACUUUCUGCUCAACAUGAGGGACUACAUGCCACCUUCUCAUAAAGCCUUCAUAGAAGCCAUCCAGUCAGCUCCUUCACUGAGGGACCAUGUCCUAUCCUCCGGGAAUGGCCCACUCCUGGCAGCCUACAACCAGUGUGUGCAGGCCCUGGCAGAGCUGCGCAGCUAUCACAUAACCAUGGUGACCAAAUACCUUGUCACAUCUGCAGCCAAAGCAAAAGGCAGGAAGCUAAGCCAUCUCCCAGGACCACCUCAGGCCUUAGAAGACAGGGGCACAGGAGGAACUUCAGUUCUGAUCUUUCUAAAGAGUGUCAGGAAUAAGACCUUGGAGGCAAUCCUCCCCCAAAGUGGUUAA
Messenger RNA from Myotis lucifugus (little brown bat), 1236 nucleotides. It is a transcript of the gene IDO2, whose product is annotated as indoleamine 2,3-dioxygenase 2. Gene Ontology annotation, cellular component: cytoplasm. Lineage: Eukaryota; Metazoa; Chordata; Mammalia; Chiroptera; Vespertilionidae. Gene Ontology annotation, biological process: 'de novo' NAD+ biosynthetic process from L-tryptophan. The record is from RefSeq and is a predicted model, not a curated record. The transcript has 10 exons. The coding region runs from base 13 to 1236 and encodes 407 amino acids. Gene Ontology annotation, molecular function: L-tryptophan 2,3-dioxygenase activity; heme binding; metal ion binding.